Molecule: messenger RNA, 216 nt
Organism: Elephantulus edwardii (Cape elephant shrew)
Lineage: Eukaryota; Metazoa; Chordata; Mammalia; Macroscelidea; Macroscelididae
Gene: DEFB1
Product: defensin, beta 1
Exons: 2
Coding region: 1-216 (71 amino acids)
Biological process (GO): innate immune response in mucosa; defense response to Gram-negative bacterium; defense response to Gram-positive bacterium
Cellular component (GO): extracellular region
Molecular function (GO): CCR6 chemokine receptor binding
Source: RefSeq, a predicted model, not a curated record
AUGAACACUCCCUAUUUACUUCUGAUGACUGUCUGCUUGCUUUUCUGCCUGAACACAGCCACAGUUUCCCUUCUUGCAGGUCUCGGCCACAGGUAUGACCAGUUUGUAUGUGCUGACAAAGGAGGAACCUGUAACUACUCUCCUUGCCCGAGCUACAGCAAAAUGGAGGGCACCUGUUACAACGGCAAGGCCAAGUGCUGCAUCCGCUUAUUCUGA